Messenger RNA from Tribolium castaneum (red flour beetle), 1603 nucleotides. Its product is annotated as cytochrome P450 6BK11. Lineage: Eukaryota; Metazoa; Arthropoda; Insecta; Coleoptera; Tenebrionidae. Gene Ontology annotation, molecular function: iron ion binding; oxidoreductase activity, acting on paired donors, with incorporation or reduction of molecular oxygen; heme binding. The transcript is spliced from 3 exons. The coding region runs from base 55 to 1566 and encodes 503 amino acids. The record is from RefSeq and is a predicted model, not a curated record.
UAAUAAAUACAACAGUGAUUGCUCUCGGAAGUAGUCAAUUCAAGUGCUGUAACCAUGCUACUCACAAACUCAAUUUGUGGUGAUUUAGUCACAAUUUUUCUCACUUUAGUUACAGUUCUCACACUUUAUUUCAAAUGGUGCCACCAGUAUUGGGAAAAACUCAACCUGCCCUCCCUGCCUCCUUCAAUCCCUUUCGGGACCAGCUUAGGCCCUAAGGGACACUUCGGCCUCAGAAUGAAGCACAUUUACGAUAAAAUGAGGCAAAAGGGGUGGAAACACGGGGGCAUAUAUCUCAUGCAACGGCCUUUCUACGUAGUUGUAGACUUAGACUACGUGAAAAACAUCAUGACGAAAGAUUUCCACCACUUUUCCGACCGGGGCAUUUUCCACAACGAAAAAGCCGACCCUCUCAGCGCCCACUUGUUCAACAUAAGUGGCCCCAAAUGGAGAAACUUGCGGAGCAAAUUAACCCCAACUUUCACAUCCGGCAAAAUGAAGCUGAUGUUUCAAACUCUCCUGGACUGUGAAGUCAAUUUGCGGAAACAGGUGGAACAACAUUACGAGGCGAAAAAACCAAUUGAUAUUAAAGAAGUGUUAGGGUGUUUCACCACCGAUAUAAUCGGCUCUUGUGCCUUCGGACUUGACUGUAACUCGUUUAAAGAGGAGAAUUCACCGUUUCGGGUUUACGGACGUAGAGUUUUCGACCGUAGCGGUUUUAUCCGCACUUUGAAACGCACGUUUGCUAGCAAUUUCCCCAAUUUGGCGAAACUUGUGAACAUUGCCUUGGUCCCGAGGGACAUCUCCGAUUUUUUUAUCAACAUUGUGAAGGACACGGUUGAGUAUAGGGAGAAAAAUAAGAUCGUCAGGAACGAUUUUUUGCAACUGCUUCUGGACCUGAAGACAGAGGAGUCGGGAAAUGACGGCACGGCCUUAACAUUUGAAGAAAUUGCAGCCCAAAGUUUUGUUUUCUUCAUCGCUGGUUUUGAAACGUCUUCCACUACCAUGGCCUUCGCUCUGUACGAACUGGCCAGACACCAAGACAUUCAGGAUCAAGUCAGGGAUGAAAUUGAGUCAGUUUUGAAAAAGUACGACGGGAAAAUCACGUAUGAAGCAAUCCAAGAAAUGAGCUUUUUGGGGCAAGUGAUUGACGAGGCGCUUAGGAUGUACCCCCCGGGGCCCCUCGUGCCCAGGCGAUGCGUCAAAGACUACAAAGUGCCCAACACUGAUGUUGUUAUUGAAAAAGGUGUAAUGGUUUUAAUCCCAAUCCUUGGGAUACAUUACGACGAAAAGUAUUAUCCUGAUCCUGAGAAGUUCGAUCCUGAGAGGUUUAGUGAAGAGAAUAAGGCCUUAAGGCACAGUUAUGCCCAUAUUCCGUUUGGUGAAGGGCCUAGAAUUUGUAUAGGAUUACGCUUUGGACUAAUGCAGUCUAAAGUGGGUCUAGUCUCUUUGUUGAGGAAUUUCAAAUUUACGGUCAAUGAGAAGACGCAAGAACCUUUGAAGAUGAAAACCAAUUCUUUGGUUUUGGCCGUUGAGGGCGAAAUUUGGCUCAAUGUUCAUAGAUUGUAAAAGUAUACAAAAUAAUAAAUAUUAAAAGUUGUCUUUA